AUGAGACUGGUGGUCUCAGCCACCCGCGCGCUGCACUCAUUGGGAUUACAACCCCUCUUAACGAUCCCAUCAACUCUAGCUUCACGAUUCUACUCAAGUGAAAGUCCGGGCCAUCGGCCUUCACCUCUCGCCGGUGUGACUGUUGUUAGUCUAGAACAGGCUAUUGCCGCGCCAUUCUGCACCCGGCAACUAGCCGAUCUUGGAGCCCGUGUCAUUAAAGUUGAGCGACCAGGAGUUGGUGACUUUGCGCGCCAAUAUGACACGCGCGUCAAUGGAAUAGCAUCACACUUCAUGUGGACCAACCGAUCCAAGGAGAGCUUAGCAUUAGAUCUCAAAGAAAAAGAGGACCAUGUGGUCUUGAUGAAGCUCCUUGAACGCGCCGACGUACUCGUUCAAAACUUGGCCCCGGGCGCAGCUGCGCGACUUGGUCUAUCUUACGAAGCUUUAAAGGAAUGUCAUCCUUCUUUGAUCGUUUGUGACAUCUCUGGAUAUGGCCAGGAUGGUCCAUAUCGUUACAAGAAAGCGUAUGACCUUCUCAUCCAAAGCGAAGCCGGGAUGCUCUCCGUUACUGGCACUGGCAAGGAGCCAGUGAAAGUAGGCAUUUCUAUUGCUGAUAUUUCUGCAGGGAUGUACGCGUACACCAAUAUCCUGUCAGCACUAAUGCAGCGUGACAAGGAUGGCCGGGGCUGUCAAAUCGACAUCUCGAUGUUAGAGAGCAUGAUCGAGUGGAUGGGUUUCCCCAUGUACUACGCCUUCGACGAUGCCCCUGGCCCAGUACCAGCGGGCGCAUCCCACGCAUCCAUUUACCCAUAUGGUCCGUUCGAGACCGGUGAUGGUCAGUCGGUCAUGCUCGGAAUCCAGAAUGAAAGGGAAUGGGUCAACUUCUGCCGCGGCGUUCUUUCUCAGCCCGAGCUGGCCGCGGACUCUCGGUUCUCAACCAACUCUCUUCGAACGCAGAAUCGAGACGAGUUAAAAGCCAUCAUCUGCAGUGCCUUCUCUGGAAUCACUGCCGAAGAAACUAUUGCAAGACUUGACAAGUUUACGAUCGCAAAUGCCAAUGUCAAUGACAUGUGCGGGGUCUGGAAACAUGCCCAGCUAAAGGCUCGCGACCGCUGGUCGGAAGUGCAAACUCCGGCAGGGAUCAUUCAGACUCUUUUGCCGCCUGGGGCGACAAAAAGUGCCGAUCGUGGUGGAUACGGGGCCCAGAUGGGAUCGGUUCCGAGAGUUGGGGAACAUAACCAGGCGAUUUUGGCAGAGUUGGGCUUGUCCAGAUAG
Molecule: messenger RNA, 1275 nt
Organism: Penicillium atrosanguineum
Lineage: Eukaryota; Fungi; Ascomycota; Eurotiomycetes; Eurotiales; Aspergillaceae
Product: CaiB/BaiF CoA transferase family protein
Exons: 1
Coding region: 1-1275 (424 amino acids)
Molecular function (GO): catalytic activity
Source: RefSeq, a predicted model, not a curated record